This is a messenger RNA of Nelumbo nucifera (sacred lotus), 1122 nucleotides long. RefSeq names its product Plastid-lipid associated protein PAP / fibrillin family protein. The record is from RefSeq and is a predicted model, not a curated record. Lineage: Eukaryota; Viridiplantae; Streptophyta; Magnoliopsida; Proteales; Nelumbonaceae.
AUGAACAGUUCUAACCGUAAUACCACGAACCAUAUGGACCUCGCAUCUCUCCUAGAAAGACCUGCAUCUCUCCUGCAACAAUUGAAAGUUCUGUAAAUGGACCUCUCAUUUCCUUCUUUACCGUCCCUUCCUAUCUCGACAAAAGCCAUAAACAGAAAGAACUCUGUGCUACCAACGGGUAAUUGGUCGUCAAAACAAGCAACACAGAGUCGAUCAUUCCGGCCCGCAAGCGUAGCAACCGAUGCGGCAGUGGAAUUUGAGCUGGAAAACAAAAAGCACAACCUGCUGAGAGCCAUACAGGAUACGCAACGUGGACUUGUCAAUACCGCUGAUCAACGCUCUUCCAUUGAGGAGGCCCUGGUGAGCGUGGAGGGCUACGACGCUGGUUCGGAAAUCGACCUGGUGAAGUUAGACGGAGCGUGGCGAUUGCAGUACACUUCCGCUCCUGAUGUCCUCAUCCUUCUAGAGUCCGCUGCAAAGCUUCCCUUCUUUCAGGUUGGGCAAAUCUUCCAAAAAUUUGAAUGUCACAAGCAGUCUGAUGGAGGCAUUGUCCGCAAUGUUGUGCGUUGGAGCAUUUCAAGUUUAUUAGAGGAGCAAGAAGGUGCAACCCUAAUUGUUUCUGCAAAAUUUUCAGUUGUUUCCAAGCGUAACAUUUACCUUCAAUUUGAAGAGGUAGCUGUUCAAAAUAUUAAUAUCAGUGAAGGGCUGCAAGGUCUGAUAGCUCCAGCAAUACUGCCACGGACAUUCUUAAGUCUGCAGAUAUUGCAGUUCAUCCGGGCUUUUAAAGCCCAAGUUCCUGUGACAAGCCAAGAAAGGCAGUCAGUUGGGGGACUAUAUUAUCUUUCAUAUUUGGAUCAUGAAAUGCUAGUGGGUCGUGCUGUUGGAGGGGGAGGCGUAUUUGUGUUCACCAGAGCUCAACUGCUUAUGUGAUAUGCUUCUUAAUUUCUUGAGGCAGUAUGUAGUUGAAAGUUGAAACAAUGAACUGUGUGAAAUCCAAAAAUCAAAGAGAAUGCUAGCCGACCCAAUCAAAUUUCUAAUUUGGCAUGGUAUGGAUUGACAUGUAAAACAUGUUAAUUAUAUCUUCCAUGGUUUUAGAUGGCUUAUAAAACCCUAUUAUAAUUA